Messenger RNA from Microtus ochrogaster (prairie vole), 5080 nucleotides. RefSeq names its product pleckstrin homology and RhoGEF domain containing G2 (gene Plekhg2). Gene Ontology annotation, molecular function: guanyl-nucleotide exchange factor activity; small GTPase binding. Gene Ontology annotation, biological process: regulation of actin filament polymerization. NCBI's taxonomy places the organism in Eukaryota, Metazoa, Chordata, Mammalia, Rodentia, Cricetidae. The record is from RefSeq and is a predicted model, not a curated record.
GAGGGGAAGCCUCGGGCCGCCCCCCGCCCCACAUCUGGGACCUGAUUCUCCCCGCCCCAGAUGCGGCGCCGCCGCCGCCCCCGGAGCCCCGGGGCAACUAUACUGGAGCUUUAGACGUUCAGAGUGUCGGACCCGGGCGUCCGGGACCUCUAUCCCGGUCUUUAAAGAGACCCUCAAGUCCAGGCUCCCGCGCCGGGCCGGGACCUCUGAUACCCAGAGCCUCUUGAAGGAGCCACGGGUCCCGGACGUCAGCUCUGAGGCUGGAGGCCCGUCCCUGCACCCGGCUUGAAGACCGUAGGAUCCGUAGCCGCGCAUCCCCCCGCACCUGGGGUUCUAACUCUUGAGUCCAAGACCUCCUCCUGGAGCCACUUGGGGACCGGACCUCACUCCUCGACUUAGGGCUGCAACAUCCAUCACUUCCAAGAGACGGAGGAGUUUGCGAGUCCUUGCGCUCCCUCCGGAGGUGACUUCAUCCCUGCCCCUAGGGUACUGGAAACUCUGGAAUCCCGGGCCCCCUACCUACCAUACACAGCCCUACCUAGAAGACUCAGGAAUUUGUGUUCCCAGCGCCCCGGUCUGAGACUCGAGUGGAGGGUUGCAGCAUCUUCCACUUAGAACAUCGAGACUUCGGACUCUGGAUCCCAACUCUCCCCGGAUUCUGGAGUCUGAGACCCCCAAGUUCACGACCCUGAGUCCGGGCUGUGAGCCUCCUCAGGGGCCGCGCGUUACGGUCCAGACGCGCCGGACUCCCGACCCCGGGGCCCGCAGCUCCCCGGGAGGUCCGAGUUGUGCCACUCAGCCAUGCCCGAGGGAGCCCGGGGACUCAGCCCGUCCAAACCCAGCCUUAGGCUCGGGUGUGGCCACCAAGGUGAAGCUUGCGACUGCGCAGCUGUGAGCGAUACUCCGACAGCAGCCCCAGCAAUCCCCCCCAUGGCUUCCCCGAGGGGUUCCGGCAGCUCCACCUCCCUGAGCACUGUGGGCUCUGAGGGGGACCCAUCACCAACCUGCUCAGCCUCCAGACCAGAGCCCUUGCCAGAGCCCCCCAUACGCCUGCACCUGUUGCCCGUGGGAAUCCAGGACUCGGUGAAACCCUCAAGGCUGGAGCGAGUGGCCAAGGAGAUCGUGGAGACAGAACGGGCAUAUGUCCGGGACCUUCGCAGCAUUGUGGAGGACUACCUGGGUCCCCUGAUGGACGGCAGGGCCCUGGGGCUGAGCAUGGAGCAGCUGGGCACGCUGUUUGCCAACAUCGAGGACAUCUAUGAGUUUAGCAGUGAGCUGCUGGAGGACUUGGAGAGCAGCAACAGCGCAGGGGGCAUCGCGGAGUGCUUUGUGCAAAGGAGCGAGGAUUUUGACAUCUACACAUUGUACUGCAUGAACUACCCGAGCUCCCUAGCCCUGCUCCGAGAGCUGUCGCUGUCUCCGCCAGCCACUCUGUGGCUGCAGGAACGUCAGGCCCAGCUCCGUCACUCCCUGCCUCUGCAGAGCUUCUUGCUGAAGCCUGUUCAGCGCAUCCUGAAGUACCAUCUGUUGCUGCAGGAACUGGGCAAACACUGGGCAGAGGGCCCGGACACCGGAGGGCGAGAGAUGGUAGAGGAAGCUAUUGUGUCCAUGACCGCAGUGGCCUGGUACAUCAAUGACAUGAAGCGCAAGCAGGAGCAUGCAGCACGCCUUCAGGAAGUUCAGCGGCGGCUAGGUGGCUGGACUGGCCCUGAGCUCAGUGCCUUUGGAGAACUGGUUCUGGAAGGCACCUUCCGUGGAGGCGGCGGGGGAGGCCCUCGGCUGCGAGGGGGUGAACGCCUGCUCUUCCUGUUCUCCCGGAUGCUGCUUGUGGCCAAACGACGGGGGCCUGAAUACACCUACAAGGGCCACAUUUUUUGCUGUAACCUGAGUGUCACUGAGACGCCUCGGGACCCCUUAGGAUUUAAGGUGUCGGAUCUGACCAUCCCCAAGCACAGACACCUGCUCCAGGCCAAGAACCAAGAAGAGAAACGGCUGUGGAUCCACUGUCUCCAGCGCCUCUUCUUUGAGAAUCACCCGGCUUCCAUUCCUGCUAAGGCAAAGCAAGUUCUUUUGGAGAACAGCCUGCACUGUUCUCCAAAAAGCAAAUCUAUCCCAGAACCCCCAAAGUCCCCCCUGGACUCUCCCCGCCCUCGGGACGCUCGAAGUUUCACCCCUGGCAGAAGAAACCCAGCUCCGUCUCCGGGACUCUCUGGCAGUCGUCGUGGCCGCAGGAAGUCUGAGCCAGCAAAGGAAUCUUAUGUCAUUCUUCCCCAGAACGAGAAGCCUCAAGUCAAGCAUGCUGGCAGUGAAGGGGAGCUCCAUCCCCCACCUGAGUUGCAGCCACCCAUGUCUGUUUCUGGUCCCCCUGAAGACCUGGAGGAUGCUGGGCCUCCCGCGUUAGAGCCAUCAGGGACCUCCAUCACUGAGGAAAUUCUGGAGUUGCUUAACCAGAGAGGCCUCAGGGACCCAGGGCCAGCCACCCACGACAUUCCCAACUUCCCCAGAGACUCCAGGGUGCCAGUUGAAAGCGAACCCCUCCCGUUCCAAGCCUUGCCCAACCGAGAGUCUUCAGAAGAGGAGGAGGAAGAAGAGCUGGAGGCAGAUGAACGGGAGCCGUCCCCACUCCACGUCUUAGAGGGGCUGGAAGGUUCCAGUCCAGCUGAAAUUCCCUGCAUGCCCAGCCUUACCAAGAUUCCCAACAACACGCCCAGCCUUCCAGAAAUUCCCGAGGUUCCUUGCCUUCCGAGCCUCCCUGAUAUCCCUGGUGUUUUUGAGAUGCCAUGCCUUUCACCCAUGUCCAGUGUCCCCGACAUUCCCAGCUUGGCCAGCACCCCCUCCUUCCCCUGUGGCUCCUGGCUCCCUGGAUCCCUGCAGGAGACUGAGAGCAGUCCGGGAAGACUGGGCGAGCCACCCUCAGAAAGCAGAGUGGGGCAGGAGGAAGAUGCAGAAGGCGUGUCAUUUCCAGCUGUGCAGAUCCAGGGUGGCACCCAGGUCCAAGGAUUCCCGGAGGAACUGGAAUAUCGCUCUUGUUCAGAAAUCCGAAGCGCCUGGCAAGCGCUGGAGCAGGGGCAGCUGGCCCGGCCUGGCUUCCCAGAACCGCUGCUGAUCCUGGAGGACUCUGAUCUUGGUGGAGGCGGCACCAGCGGGAAGGCAGGAAUGCCACAUUCCGAGCGCUCAGCGUCCAGGGUGCGAGAACUGGCUCGGCUCUACAGUGAGCGGAUUCAGCAGAUGCAGCGAGCUGAGACGAGGGCAUCCACCAAUGCACCCCGCCGCCGACCUCGAGUCCUGGCCCAACCCCAGCCAUCCCCCUGCCCACUCCAGGAGGAGGCUGAGCCAGGGCCCCUGCCUGCUUUUGGACAUGUGCUUGUAUGUGAACUGGCCUUCCCACUGAACUGUGCCCAGGAGUCUGUCCCUCUGGGCCCUGCUGCUCUGGUUCAAACUGCCACACCUUUGUCUGAGCAAGGAGCUCACCUGAAUGGCCAGAGUCUAAAUGUUUCGGAUUUGCCUGAACAAGACCAUCCUGGCAGCUGCAGUCCACCUAUCCCUUUACCGGGGCAAAGCGACUUCGAGAGCAUCCAGGUUCCACCCACAUCCCCUUUGCCCAAGCAAGAAGAGCCUCCAGAUAUCCAGGUACCAGCUGCCUCCACUUUGCCUGAUCAGGGUCAGGUUCCAGCUGCCGCUCCUUCAACGGAGCAUGGAAACUAUAUGGAAAUCCAGGUGCCGUCCACCAGUACUUGCCUUCCUGGGCAAGACUGUCACAAAGAACUCCAAAUGCAAACCACUGUGGCAUUGCCUAACCAGGGAGCUUGUGCUAGCGUCAUGAUUUUAGCCACCCCCCUCUUGCCCAAGCAAGAAGGUCACGAAGACAGCCAACACUCAGACAGUGCCCCAGGAAGCCAGCAGAGAGAGGUCAGCAUUGAUCAGGGCCCAGUUGCCAUUGGUGGCCGAGCUGUCAGCCCUUUACCAAUGUACACAAGCAGCCCUGACCAUCAGAUCCCAGUCACCAUCUCCCGGCCAUUGUCACCUGACCUCCCAGACUUUGAGGGUCCUGGCGCCUUACCUCUCCCAGCACAGGGAGGUCAUCCGGACUGCUGCAGCCUGCUGCCGUCUUUGUCCCAAGACACUGAGAUGCCAGCUGCCAUACCCAUGUCCCAGCCCCAAGUCCUUACAGGCAUCAGGGCCGAAGCUCCCUCGUUCCCCAAGCAGGAGGGAGCUCCAGGUUCUCUGGGUCCAGAGUCCAGCCUAACAGACCCACCACCUCCCGGACUGUCACCUUCUCCACUGGGCCAGCAGAACCCCACAGAUGGCCAUGUUUCAGCUGCCACACACUUCACCGAACAAGGAUGUUCUCAGGACCUUCAAGGCCUAGUAACCACCCCGGUUCAGACCACCGUGGAGUUAUCUAACCCAAGAGGCCAUUUGGUCUCUCCCGUUGCCAAGUCAGAGUCUUCAGACUCCACCCCACUGCAAAGCCCCUCACUCUCCACUCGCCAGCUCCUGGGCCCCAGUGCAGCUGCCCUCUCAAGGUACCUGGCAGCUUCAUACAUCAGCCAGAGCCUGGCUCGGCGUCAGGGAUCUGGCGGAGACAGCCUGGUAGCCUCCCAGGGUCACUGGUCCUCCUCUGCCCCCACAUCACGGGCACCUUCACCACCACCUCAACCCCAGCCCCCAGCCCCUCCAGCCAGGAGGCUCAGUUACGCCACCACAGUUAGUAUCCAGGUAGGUGGUGGUGGGCGUCUACGUCCAGCCAAAGCCCAGGUUCGGCUGAACCACCCUGCUCUCUUGGCAGCCCCCAACCCGGGAGCCUGUGGGCCUUCCCAAGGCCCAGGGGGCUCCUGAUGCCCCUUCUCAUAUGUAAGCCUGGACAUCCGAAGCUUCAAGAACUUUCACUGGGUGCCACCCACCCGGAGUCAGGACAUGGGUCUGGAAAUGGCUGCAGCUUUCCAGGCCCUGGAAUCUGUGUUCAUAGAUGUUCAUAGAUGACCCUUCUGAGGUCAUGGUUAUUUUGUUAAUUAACUUUAUGAAAUGCUGUGUGUUUUGCCAUUCUUGAAGUAGUGGGAGAUGUAAAACAUGAUUUUGG